Molecule: messenger RNA, 882 nt
Organism: Lodderomyces theae
Lineage: Eukaryota; Fungi; Ascomycota; Pichiomycetes; Serinales; Debaryomycetaceae
Product: palmitoyltransferase
Exons: 1
Coding region: 1-882 (293 amino acids)
Biological process (GO): peptidyl-L-cysteine S-palmitoylation; protein targeting to membrane
Cellular component (GO): endoplasmic reticulum; Golgi apparatus
Molecular function (GO): protein-cysteine S-palmitoyltransferase activity
Source: RefSeq, a predicted model, not a curated record
AUGUUUGCAUAUUUCAGAACCAUACAUACCGGCCCCGGAUCGCCAUUGGACUAUCCGCAGUUGAGAAUCAACAAUUAUUCUGAAAAUCCCCUUGAUAAUGCCUCGAGAUCGAGCCCAAGACCCGAUCAGGAGCCACCUGAAUUCAUGACUGUGCAUACUUUGAAGCUUGGCGGGAACCAGGGGUUUCGAUAUUGCAGCAAAUGCAGUUGCUGGAAACCGGAUCGGACUCAUCAUUGUUCGAAAUCGGGGAAAUGCAUUUUGAAAAUGGAUCAUUAUUGUCCGUGGUUCUCGAUAUGUAUUGGGUAUUUCAACUACAAGUUCUUUGUACAGUUCUUGUGCUAUACUGCUAUUUAUUGCUGGGUUGUGUUUGGUGUGUCGGUUAAAAUCUUGUAUGAUAUUUUUGCAACGGACAAGUAUCAAGAAGAGUACAUUUCUAUCAACUUGAUUCUUGUUUGUGUGUUGUCGUUGACUUUUGGCUUUUCGUUAACCUUGUUUGCACUUUUCUCGUUAUACAUGAUUAGCAAGAAUACAACAACGAUUGAAUUUCAAGAGCAAAGAUGGAAUUAUCGUGGUGCCGAUCGAUACAACUACGAGUUUGACGCCAAUGGGAAGCAAAAAAAAUUGACCAACAUAUUUGAUCUUGGACGGAAGCAGAAUUUCAAAGAAGUGUUUGGUGAGAGUUGGGGGGCAUGGUUGCUACCGAUAUCUGUAACUGAAAAAGUUGCUAAUUUAGGAUUCAAGAAUGGAAUCAACUUCAAGAUCAAUGAAGAAGUUUACAAGAAAUGGUGCACCAAUGCUGAAUUGCAGAAUCAGUUGAAUGAGCAGUUGCUGAAUUUCAAAGAUAGAGUGAGAAGAGAAAGAGAGAGUUACGUAGAGGUGUAG